UCGAUCUCUUUCCCUCUCAAAAUCUUCUUCUUCUUCUUCUUCUUCUUCUUCUUCUUCGCUCUAAAAAUAAUUGCAGCGGUGAAGGGUAAGAUCUAUCUAUCCAAAAUCUUAUUCUUCUUCACUUUUUCUCUAAUCGAUUUUUACCCUCGCAUAUUUGGUGGACAAAAGAAAGUGGUCGCUAUUUUAGGUUUGGCGCCCAAAGACUAUCACGCGAAAAGCCAAAUCUCCUCUUGGACGAAUGAUUGAUUCUUUACAUCUUCUCCAAGCAGACUGGUUCUCUAUUUUUUGCUAUUCCUCUUCCUUUUUCAUUCUCUUCGUUCCCUCUCUCUCUCUCUCUCUCUCUCUAAAACUGCAUUGUUAUAAAAAAUGCAUGCGUUGCUGGAUCCCUGUUCUCUAACUCCCUCUUCUGUCAUCCCCCUUCCUCCUACUGUCCUUGUCCGCCCUAUAGUCGAAACAGCAACUCAAUCCAUGAAUUUCUCCUCCAUUAAGAGAAAGAAUACAAAGCCAUCUUUACCAUUUUCACACGCCCGCCUUGCUUCGUUCCUUCUCCCAUACACCCACAACAGACCCAAUGACAGUGUUAGUGGAGACACAGACGAUAUGUUCGACGGAUUGUUGGACUUGUAUGGGAAGGUGGUUUACAAAAGAAACGAUAGAAAAACACCUGGUGCAGAAGCCGACGACGAUGCUGAGAACCUGUCAUCUGUUGUGGCUCUGGCCAAGGUUGCAAGCGAAGUAAAGGGUGCAGAUAUCCGUGUUCUCUUUGUGAAGCCUCUAGUUUAUUGGACUUGGUUUUUUAUCAUUGCCACAGCCUUUUCACGCCCUCAGAUUGAUGCUAUUGGGUUCAAAAUAAGAGAUCUAGCUGAGAAACAAUAUAGAAAAGUCCCAUCAGGUGACACUAAAUCCAACUCGUGGACUGUAUUGGAUUUUGGCAAGUGCUCUAAUUUCUUAUUUCCUGGCACUGGCGAUGAAAAACUGUAAACUGAACUAUAACUCAUGCUAUGAAUUCUUGACACAGCCAAAUCACCUUUGGUAACAUUGCAAUUCUGUUGCAUCCGAGAGCUAGUAUGCCUUCAGCAGAUUCAAUAUUAUAACUGUAGAGGGGGCAUCUCUUGGAUUAAACUUCUGUUGAUGAUUGUCAGUUUCUAGACGCAGCCAUGCAGGACUGCAUUGUGGAAGCUUGGUUAUUAAGGCUGGAUGAUGAUCAACCCGGUCAUUAAUGUUUGAAACCAAGAAGGUUUUCCCUCAGAGUGGGGAUACCAAGACCGCAUGAGUUCUCCAAUUUCAGUGUACAUAUGAAGGAUUGGAGUUCAGAAGCUUUAGAACUCCUUCCAUCAAACCUGAGUGUUGCUGGUGAUGUAGUUGUCCACAUAAAGAAUUCCCCAACAGCGAGCUUUCUACAACCUGGAUGCAACACCUGUAGAGUUACCCUUUGAUAACCAGUCAUCAUUUCGCAGCUGAAAAUCCUUCUGUAACUCCCCAAGCAAUCUCAAGCUUCUGAUUGAUGCAGGUGGUUGAAUGUCAUGCAUCUUGAAUAUGGAUAGCAGUUAAUGAUUGCCUGAGUUUUGCAUUGAGAACAAACCUUUUGAGUUUUGCUGGGGUUGAUUGAUCAUAAGUCAGCCAAAAAGUUGCAGCCAUGACUUUUGGAUAUAAUUAAUCAUGUAUGCACACAAGGGAUUUGUUGAGGAGUGUUGUACUAAUAUCACAUUCGGUCCAGUAACUCCCCGAAAGUUCUCCUCAAUGAGCCUUCCAGAUAGAAAUCUGAUGUGUACAGUUUUGGGGUAAUAAUUAACAUAUAGGUAGAACCCAGGUCUCUCCAUGGUUAGAUUGGUCGGACCCCUUUCAUCUGUCAAAUGUUUCUGAGUAACAAUUAACGGUAUGUAUCAAUAAGGAAAACCAAAUAGAACAAAAGUUUUUGAAACAAACUUGGUGGUUGACUGAUGGAAAUCUCAUGUUUUUACUCUUUGCAAAGAACUGCAGGUUUAUCUUUGCAAAGGUGAUAUCUUGACUUACACCAUUAAUUCUCUAUUUUAUACAUUUUUUAUUGAUAUAUCAUUUACUUUACAUUCUAAAACAAUCUAUAUGGUAUGAUUUGCAGGUUCAACCAUUAUGUUAAGUGGAUUUGCAUUGGAAGACGUGUUACAUUAUUAGGGAAAUUGAUCUUUUUAAAUUCCUUGUACUUUUAGGUCAAUUGGAUAUUGUAUUUAAACAAUUUGUUUUGGAUAUUAUAAUAAUUAAUAAUUUAACUAAUAGAUUUUGUUUUUAA
Messenger RNA from Nelumbo nucifera (sacred lotus), 2266 nucleotides. RefSeq names its product protein Iojap, chloroplastic-like. NCBI's taxonomy places the organism in Eukaryota, Viridiplantae, Streptophyta, Magnoliopsida, Proteales, Nelumbonaceae. Gene Ontology annotation, molecular function: ribosomal large subunit binding. The record is from RefSeq and is a predicted model, not a curated record. Gene Ontology annotation, biological process: negative regulation of translation; negative regulation of ribosome biogenesis.